Molecule: messenger RNA, 1941 nt
Organism: Monoraphidium neglectum
Lineage: Eukaryota; Viridiplantae; Chlorophyta; Chlorophyceae; Sphaeropleales; Selenastraceae
Product: methylenetetrahydrofolate dehydrogenase (NADP+)
Exons: 18
Coding region: 1-1941 (646 amino acids)
Molecular function (GO): ATP binding; formate-tetrahydrofolate ligase activity
Source: RefSeq, a predicted model, not a curated record
AUGGCCACCAACACGGUGGAACCGGGCCCUCUCACGGGCGAGGAGCCCAAGCCAUUGCUAGACAUCAAGACUCCCACCCCUUCUGACAUCGACAUCGCCCAAUCUGUCAAGCCCAAGCACAUCUCACAGAUUGCAGAGGUCAAGCUGGGGCUGUCGCCGGAUGAGUACGAGCUCCAGGGCCCCAGCAAGGCCAAGGUGCGGCUGUCGGUGCUAGACCGCCUGAAAGGCGCGGCCUACGGCAAGUAUGUGGUGGUGGCGGGCAUCUCCCCCACGCCCCUGGGGGAGGGCAAGAGCACCACCACCGUCGGGCUCUGCCAGUCGCUGGGCGCGUACCUGGGCCGCAAGGUCCUCACCUGCAUCCGCCAGCCCAGCCAGGGGCCAACCUUCGGCAUCAAGGGCGGCGCCGCGGGCGGGGGCUACAGCCAGGUGAUUCCCAUGGAGGAGAUGAACCUCCACCUCACCGGGGACAUCCAUGCAAUCACGGCGGCCAACAACCUCCUGUCGGCGGCCAUCGACGCGCGCAUGUUCCACGAGCAGGCGCAGUCCGACGAGGCCCUGUUCAAGCGCCUGUGCCCGACCGACAAGAAGGGCAACCGCGCGUUUGCGCCCGUGAUGCUUCGGCGCCUGAAGAAGCUGGGCAUUGAGAAGACAGACCCCGCUCAGCUGACGCCAGAGGAGGUGUCGGCAUUCGUGCGCCUGGACAUUGACCCCGACAGCAUCACCUGGCGGCGCGUCAUGGACGUCAACGACAGGUUCCUGCGCGGCAUCACUGUGGGCCAGGGCACAGAGGAGCGUGGCCAGGAGCGCAAGACGGGCUUUGACAUCAGCGUGGCCAGUGAGAUCAUGGCCGUCCUGGCCCUCAGCAGCAACCUGUCGGACAUGCGGGAGCGCCUGGGGCGCAUGGUCAUCGGCAACAGCCGCCAGGGCGCCCCCGUCACUGCGGACGACCUGGGCAUUGGGGGGGCCCUCACGGUGCUCAUGCGGGACGCCAUCAUGCCCACGCUGCUGCAGACGCUGGAGGGCACGCCUGUGCUGGUGCACGCCGGCCCCUUUGCGAACAUCGCCCACGGCAACAGCAGCAUCGUGGCGGACGAGAUCGGCCUCAAGCUGGUUGGGGAGGAGGGCUUCGUCGUGACUGAGGCCGGCUUUGGCGCGGACAUUGGUAUGGAGAAGUUCAUGAACAUCAAGUGCCGCGCCAGCGGGCUCAGGCCCAACGCCGCCGUCAUCGUCGCCACGGUGCGCGCACUCAAGAUGCAUGGCGGCGGCGCCCCCGUGGUGGCGGGCACCCCGCUGCCCCACGAGUACCUGACAGAGAACGUUGACCUGGUGACACAGGGCUGCUGCAACCUGGCCCGGCACAUCAAGAAUGCCACGGGCUACGGCAUCCCCGUCGUGGUGGCCAUCAACGCCUUCUCCACAGACAGCCCCGCAGAGCUGGAGGCCGUCAAGUCGGCCGCCCUCGAGGCCGGCGCGUUUGCUGCUGUGGUGACGCGCCACCACUCCCUGGGGGGCGCCGGCGCGGUGGGCCUGGCGCGGGCGGUGGUGGCGGCGUGUGAGCAGCCGACAGACUUCAAGUUCCUGUACGAUGUUGACCUCCCUAUCAAGGACAAGAUCGAGGCCAUUGCGCGGUCGUACGGCGCGGCGGGGGUGUCGUACUCCCCAGAGGCAGAGGCUCAGAUCGCCAAGUACACGGCCAUGGGCUUUGACAAGCUGCCCAUCUGCAUGGCCAAGACGCAGUACAGCUUCAGCCACGACGCCAAGCUCAAGGGUGCGCCCAGCGGCUUCACGCUGCCGAUCCGCGACGUCCGCGCCAGCGCGGGCGCUGGCUUUGUCUACCCCCUGGUGGGCAACAUGAUGACCAUGCCCGGCCUGCCCACGCGGCCCGCAUACUACGACAUCGACAUUGACGCCGCCACGGGGCGCGUCCUCGGCCUGUCGUGA